Molecule: messenger RNA, 1098 nt
Organism: Trichomonas vaginalis G3
Lineage: Eukaryota; Parabasalia; Trichomonadida; Trichomonadidae
Product: posttranscriptional tethering of RNA polymerase II gene DNA protein
Exons: 1
Coding region: 1-1098 (365 amino acids)
Biological process (GO): transcription elongation by RNA polymerase II; post-transcriptional tethering of RNA polymerase II gene DNA at nuclear periphery; poly(A)+ mRNA export from nucleus
Cellular component (GO): transcription export complex 2
Molecular function (GO): double-stranded DNA binding; RNA binding
Source: RefSeq, a predicted model, not a curated record
AUGAACAAACAAAAGCAAAAUAUUGAUCAGCUAAUAGCCCAGUGCUUUGACUAUCAGUAUAUUUCGCAGAAUACUUCAUUACUAGAAAGUCUUCAAUCAUCAAAUCAAGUCACAACAAAUUCUAAUGGCGCAUGGACAGAAAUCUUUCCAUUAAUCAGCCAAAUAUUUAGCGUUCAGAACGAAAAAGAUGCAUUUAAGCUGUACAUAAAGGCAAUUACACCAGUUAUUCGCAAUUUCAAACAAUUAGAUACAAAUGUUUCUGUUCUUUGCCUGAAAACUAUGGCCAAAUCACUUAAAUACUUUUCAGAAACAGCAGAAUAUAAUGAAUCCGUUACUUAUUUGCAAAAAUUGCUACCUUUGUCAAUGGCUUAUCAAAGAAAAAAGACUGGUGAGUCUGCGCUGCUGUAUGUUGGUAACAAUCUUAUACUAGUUAACUUUUCUCGCAAUAAUUUCAAACAAGCUCAAAACGUCAUUGAAGUUGUUGAAGAAAAGGUCAAAGAUCUUUCAAAUUAUCCUAUAAAUGAGGCUGUUGAAUUUUCAUUUAACAAAGGAAAGAUCAAUGCCGUCUAUUCUAAGCUUCAAGAAGCUCAAAAAGAUUUAUUAUUCGCAUUUCAUCAUACUCCUUAUAUAGAACGUAAGAACAGACGUCUUAUUUUAGCCUACUUAGUUCCUGUGCAAAUGUGCUUAGGACAAUUACCUUCCAAAGAUCUUAUCAAUAAAUAUAGUUUAACAAUGUAUGAAUUCUUAGCCAAAGCCAUAGAAACAGGCAAUCUUGCCCUCUACGAUGAAAGUCUAGAGUCAAAUCAAUUCUUAUUUAUUAAAUUAGGAUUAUUUGAUUUAGUUGUUAAAGCAAGACAAUUAGUUUUCUUACAGAUCCUUAAAGUCGUCCAUAAUUUAUGGGGAGAUGCUAAGGUACCUACUACAUUGUUCCAAGAAGCAAUAUCUAAAUACGGAGAUUACGAUUUUGUAUUAUCUGAAUCAAUUAUAGCAUCUUUGAUUAAAGAAGGAUAUGUUAAAGCAUAUAUGAGUCAUCCUUUAAAGAAGAUCGUUUUCUCGCAAACAGAUCCAUUCCCAAAUCUUGAUUUUAAUUCACAGUAA